Molecule: messenger RNA, 3116 nt
Organism: Oncorhynchus keta (chum salmon)
Lineage: Eukaryota; Metazoa; Chordata; Actinopteri; Salmoniformes; Salmonidae
Product: pseudouridine-5'-phosphatase-like
Exons: 4
Coding region: 90-782 (230 amino acids)
Molecular function (GO): phosphatase activity
Source: RefSeq, a predicted model, not a curated record
ACUAAAUAUAGCUAACGUUAGCCUGCUAGCUAGCUAGUGCUUCGAUUUCAAGAUUGGAUUUUGUCGUUGUGUUGGCACCUACUGUAAUUAUGUCUACACAAUCGAUUUUUAAACCGGUGACCCAUGUUCUUUUCGACAUGGAUGGAUUAUUAUUAGAUACAGAGAGGCUGUACACGGUGUCAUACCAGGAAGUAUGCGACAGGUUUGGAAAGAAAUACACCUGGGACGUGAAGUCUUCUGUGAUGGGAAAGAAAGCUAUGGAGGCUUCCACCAUUAUACGAGACUCCCUAGAACUACCAAUGACACCAGAGGAACUUCUCAGUGAGACUAGAAAAAUUCAGGAGAAGAUAUUUCCUUCAGCUCAAUUGAUGCAAGGAGUGGAGAAUCUCGUCCACCAUCUCCGUAAACACAAUGUGCCCAUCGCUGUAGCGACAAGCUCAGCAGGCCUGGCGUUUGAGAUGAAGACCAGUCAGCACAAAGCCUUCUUUGACCUGUUCAGCCACAUCGUCCUAGGGGAUGAUCCCGAUGUGAAAAACAGCAAACCUCAGCCUGACUCCUUUUUGGUGUGUGCCAGCAGGUUCACUCCUCCUGCACCUCCGGCCACGUGCCUGGUGUUUGAGGAUGCUCCUAUGGGUGUUAAGGCCGGCCUGGCGGCUGGGAUGCAGGUUGUCAUGAUCCCUGAUGACAAACUGGACCGAGGCCUUACCCAGGAGGCCACACUGGUCCUGAGGACCAUGGUGGACUUCAAACCAGAGAUGUUCGGCCUGCCGGCCUAUGACUGAGCUCCAUCUCCGCUUCCUGCUCAGGGCUGAGAACCUCCAAUCCACCCCUGCUUUUUACCCUCCAUCUUCACCAUUUAGCCUGAUCAAAGCAAUGUAAUGAUGCUAAUCACAACGAUCACAAUGCUGAUCCAAAUUAUGCAAUGCCUGGGAAUUUGAUUGUUACUUGGAACUGUGAUCAAGUUGUUGUUAGUCGAAUAUUAAUAUUUUUGCUUUGGCCAAAUAAUGAGAACGGCUGAGAAUAAUGGUUGAAUUGUCAACAUAAUGAGAGGUCAUUUUUUUGUCUGAACCUUUUACACAGGUUGGUAUUGUAAGCAACUCGCUGCCGAUUAGUUUAAAGGCUUUUAUUGUGAUUUGGUUGUGCAUCCUAAAUGGCACCCUGUUCCCUACAUAGAGCACUACUUUUGACCAGAGUCCAACACAGUCAUUCUAGGUAAAGAUGUAUCCGUCUCUGAGUUAAUGUCCUUGAACAGAUUUCAUAACCAACUGCAGUUUAAGCUGUUCGAUUCUCCCUCUUUUCCCUGCUUCAUACCAUUUGCCACUCUUCUUUGAGCGGGGCCUAUUGAAAUGCCAAAGACACUUUUCCCAGCUUGGAUGUGUAAUCCAAUAAAGAUGGUGAGAGAAAUCUUCAGCUCUUUCAUCUUCACUCAUGUUUGCCUCAGCAGUGCUGCUGGAAUUCACAUGUUCUCUCUUCCCUGAGAAAACCCCCGAAACGAGUAGAGUUUCUGAGAGCUAAUGCGGAGCCCUGUUCCCCCACCUCCCUCAGGCUGUUGAAAUAGGAUUUCACUGCUGUAGUAUCCUUCCAUCCACUAUACGUCUUCCCCCUCCCGGCCUCCAUGCAUCCCUAGCCUUUCAUCCUCAACUUGGGCUAAUCUCUGAGGCUUUUCCUCCUCUCCUCCUCAUCACUCAGCCGUUUUACAAGUCAUUUAGCCCCUCAUGCCCUGAAGUGUGUGUGUGUGUGUGUGUGUGUGUGUGUGUGUGUGUGUGUGUGUGUGUGUGUGUGUGUGUGUGUGUGUGUGUGUGUGUGUGUGUGUGUGUGUGUGUGUGUGUGUGUGUGUGUGUGUGUGUGUGUGUGUGUGUGUGUGUGUGUGUGUGUGUGUGUGUGUGUGUGUGUGUGAAUAUCCACUGAGUGUACAAAACAUUAGGGCCAUGACAGACAGACCAGGUGAAUCAAGGUGAAUGCUAUGAUUGAUUAUUGAUGUCACUUGUUAAAUCCACUUAAAAUCAGUGUAGCUAAAAGGGGAGGAGACAAAUUGAGACUCUUCUGAGGGCACAAUGGGGUGCAACUCAAUAUUAAGAAGGUGUUCCCAAUGUUUUGUACACUCAGUGUAUAUGCAUGUGUGUGUCUGUACAUUAUGCAUGUAUGGGUGUGUAUUUAUGCAAUAAGUGUGAUGGUGUUGGAACAUUAUGUCUGGAAAAUGUAGUCAGAUCAGGGUAUGAAUGGUUCAUAAUGACCAAUGCCAUUUGCCACAGUCUAAAGGAGUUAUAUUUUGCUAUUUUAAAAUGCAUUUUCUUUGUAUCAAAUAAGUGACGACAGACAUUGUGGUAAAUGAUAGAAGUAGCUCAGUGCAGAUACAGUAUUCACGAGUAUUGUUGUAAAAUGCACAUGGAGUUACCAAGUGGGCAUUCAACAUGCAUUUUCUACUGCGUUUCUGUAAAAAUACACUGAAUAGUCCAUCUCAACAUAUUGCAGUUGCUAUUCACAAAGCAUAAUGUCCUUUUUGUUGGGACAUAAUAGCUUUUUCUCUUCUCUUCUGCUAGCAUUCAUCCUCCCCCUCAAGGUCUAUGACUAUGGUGAGCAGACAGAGGUACUUGGUCCGCCCAGGAGCAGCCUAUUGGCUACGUCUCUCAUCUGGGCAACCAAUCACCAUCAGUUUAGCCUGAUGAUCCAGCCACUACCUGCAUAGGAAAAGCACUCUGCAAUAACUGAUAUCAGAGCUUACUAUUCCACCUGUAAUGCUAGUCCACCUGACUGCUUGUGACUAGAAGGGCCCCAGUGGCUCCUCUCUCUCCUAGGAAAUUAGCAGUCUCUUCAUCUACUGCCAAUAACUAUUAUUUUAUCCCUCCCUCCUGACCUGAAACAGAGAGGAGAGCAAGUGAGGGAGGGAGAGAGGCUAGCUAACAUGUUUCUCAGGCCCGUCUUCACAUCAUGCCGGGGAGGGCAGAAGAGGGACGGUGGACCCCCAUUCAUUUUCAUCGUCAGUUGGUUUUCUAUACAGGAUUUUAUCAGCACUCAGACCAGUGUCACUCAACAGGGGAAGUUUGAAAAACAGACAUUGUAUUGAAUGACCUCAUUUUAGAAUGUUAUAAUAAAGCUUUUCUUUUGUUUUCAUCCUC